Molecule: messenger RNA, 2663 nt
Organism: Cuscuta epithymum
Lineage: Eukaryota; Viridiplantae; Streptophyta; Magnoliopsida; Solanales; Convolvulaceae
Source: the annotation of a GenBank genome assembly
UCACCACUCUCAAACAAACUUCUUUCUCUCUACGAUUAUUUCUACAAAGUAUUAGUGUAACAUGUCUAGUGAGGGUAGCGUAGUUGUUCUUGUGCAUUGGAAUGGGGUGUUGACCGAAAAUAAUAAUGAAGUCAAUUACUCUACGUAUCCAAAUGCUGCACUUUUUUGAGUGAUGAUACUACAUAUGCAAGACUAUGUGAGAGCGUUAUGCAAGAAAUGUCCCGUGAUGGUUUCUAUGACAUGAAAACCAUUCAUGGGAAAUUUCCCAUAUAUAAUUCUGAGCGAAUAUGUGUUUCCUCCAUGCCGUGGCCUAUCCAUGACGACCCAUCAUGGAUCUAUUUUCUACAAUUUGCUCGCAAUCAAUACGAACGAGUGGAGAUAUACAUCAAUGCCGAAAAGAAGCAAAUGGUUCAUCCAUCUCAACAACGCACUUCUAGGCGUCCUCCCAACCAAGGCACUUCUCAGUCGAUGAUUGACGUCAAUGUCCCCCAUGAUGUUUCGGAUAGUGACGAUGAUCCUGAUUAUAACGCUCUUUCCUUUUCUGAACACGAGAGCAGUUCUGAAGACAGUGAUGAUAUCCCAAACGAGGACGAGGACGAGGACGAGGAGGAAUUCGUUGAACCCACAUAUCGUGAAGAACAACCCAUAUACGUGGGUCGUGUAUAUGAUACAUUCGAAGAGUUGAAGCAAGAUGUGUCCCUUGUAAACCUCAAAGAAUUUCGAACUUUUCGUAAUGAGGCGAAACGCAUAGAUUAUUGGCGAGCAAAGUGUGUUCAUCAUGAAACUUGUGCGUGGUUUAUUCAAGCAUCACUAAUCAAACACACCACACAGUGGAAAGUCAAACAGUAUCAACCGAAACACAAUUGCAUUCCCAACUACACACGAGGUAAGAAUGAUAAACUGCUCACGAGUAAGUUAAUUGCCUCUGAAAUAAGCUCCAAGAUUUUUGUUAAGCCCGAUUAUAGUGUAAAGCUAAUCAUGCAUGACAUACAACGGAAGUUCAACAUCCACGUGGGUUACAAGAAAGCAUGGUAUGCUCGAAUCUUGGCAUUGGAGAAACGGUUUGGCAAUUGGGAGGCAGUGUACAACGAUCUCCCAAAACUUCUACAAGGUAUGGCAUUUAGUAAUCCAGGAAUCAUUGUUGACCUACGAACAGACCAAACCGAUACACAAGGUACGUAUGAAUUCAAGUACGCGUUUUGGUCAAUCAAGGCAGCGAUUGAUGGUUUCAAUCAUUGUCUUCCGGUCAUUUCCAUUGAUGGUACACAUUUGUACGGUAAGUACAAAGGCACUUUGUUGGUCGCGGUGGCAAUGAAUGCUAACCGUGAAAUCUUUCCUCUAGCUUUUGGGGUGGUAGAUAGCGAAAACGGGGAUAGUUGGACGUGGUUUUUACAGUUAGUUGCGACAAAUAUUAUUCCUCCGCGUCGGAAUGUUUGCAUAAUAUCUGACCGACAUGUCGCGAUUGAUUGUGCGUUCCGGAAUGUGCCACAAUUGGGAACACCUCUAAUUCAGAGGCGAUAUUGUCUUCGACACAUUCGAAGUAAUUUUAUGUCCCAAUUUCGAAGCAAGAAUCUCAAAAAAUUGUGUUGGCGUGCCAGAAGUACUCCCAUUCUAAAUGAAUUUACUAACUACAUGCAACAAAUACGGGGUGCUAAUGAAAGAGCAUUAAACUAUCUUGAUGCCAUUCCUAAAGAGAAGUGGGCACUUUGUUUUGAUGGUGGAUGUCGUUAUGGAAUUUUAACGACCAAUCUAUCUGAAAGUUUUAACCAUGCCCUAAAAGGAUGUAGAACGCUUCCGAUUACAGCACUUGUGAGAGCAACUUUCGAUAAAUCUGUUAAGCUCUUUGUAGAACGACGUAAUGCUGGUAUGAUGUGGAAUCAAAGUGGAUAUCAAUUUCCGGAAAAAAUCCGGAAGCAGAUUAUGGAUGGAUGGCAACAAAGGCGUCACACUGUUGUAAUCCCGCACAAUUAUCACAGUGGAGUUUUCUCAGUAGCCAUAGAAAAUGCAACUCCGGUUACGGUAGAUUUUUCAAGGAGCGACUGUGAUUGUGGCUGCUGGAGGAUGAACUGGAUGCCAUGCAGCCACGUGCAUGCUGUGUGUCACUUCCUCGACCGCCCUGUCAAUCAACUUAUUCCGGAAGUCUAUAAACUGACCUCUUACAUUAAUGCACAUGCUGGUGAUAUUAUGCCUUUACCAAAUAUGAAUGAGUGGCCUGAUAUUGGGAUCCAUCUUUUACCGCCAAAAUAUUUAUCACGAACUUCUCGAGUGGGGCGUCGUCAAGAAACGAGGUUUCAAAAUGAGAUGGAUAUGCGUCCAAGCAGAAGAAGAGGACAACAAUGAUUUCAUCGAGCUGUGUUGCCGAUCGGUUGACACAGAAGAUGCUCGAAGUUAGAAGACAAAAGGGCUGAGUAUGUUGGCUGGAGAAACCUGGGCAAGAUCCUUAGUACGUAGUAUAAUUUAUACGAAGACACGAAGUACUUCCUAUAUAUGAAUAGUGUUCGGUUAUUUCUAAUGGGCCCCUUAUGUUAUAGACCAAGAAUGCUUUUUGGAGUUUUUAAUUUAUCAGCUCGCAGAUCGUCCAAAAAAAAAUUAUAGACAAUAUGUUACUUUAAAUUAGUUGGAUGAACACUUCUAUAUAUAUUUUGUUUUUUAUUCCUAAAUAG